CUCAUUUCUUUCUGUCUCUUUCCUUUCCGUGUCUCUGACAUCGUUUUCACUUCUUCUGUUAUCCAAGUUUUCUUCAUUUUUGUUGUUUUGUUUUUCCUUUGUUGGAUUUUGAGGAGCGUCUGAGUCGAUGUCUUUGCUACACUUCAGGUUUCUGCUGACGGCGCUUACAGGCUAUUUUUACCUUGUCACACUUCUACGUCCUCUAGUUUGUGUUAUUCUGUCACCGGUUUAAUUUUCCCAGCCCUCCCUGCUUUCUCCUCUUCUCUAAAGCUAAUCUGCUGCUGCUUUAUCUCCCUUUCCACCUUAAAGAAACACCCCUCCAUCGGCUCCUCUUCCACUCCAGUUUGACCCUUUCUCUGAUUAGAUCUGCACCUCUCUGUGAUGGGGAUGAAACUGCUGUUUUCUCUCUUUAAGACUUUCCUGGACUGUAUUUGUGUCUGUGCAUUGCGGAACAGAGCUGACUCUCCAGGCACCAAGAAGCGGGCUGCUGACUCUGGUCACCUGAAGUAUAGAAGUGGGGACAUCCUAGACAACAGAUAUGAGAUCAUCGACACUUUAGGUGCGGGGACUUUUGGGAAGGUGGUGCAGUGUUUAGACCAUGAUAGAGAUAGAAGGAGAAUCGCUCUGAAGAUAAUUAAAAACUUGGAUAAAUACAGAGAAGCAGCCAAACUGGAAAUCAGUGUGUUAGAGAUGAUCAAGGAGAAAGACCCGCUCAACAAACGGAACUGUGUGCAGAUGCUCAACUGGUUUAACUUGUAUGGCCAUGUGUGCAUCUCCUUUGAGCUGCUGUCUCUCAGCACCUUAGACUUUCUGAAAUCAAACAACUUCCUGCCUUUUCCGAUUAACCAAAUCCGACACAUGGCCAGCCAGAUCUGCCACGCCGUCAGCUUUCUUCACGACAACAAUCUGACUCACACCGACCUAAAGCCUGAGAACAUCCUCUUUGUCAACUCCGACUACUCUGUCGUGUACAACACAGAGAAGAAGUGCAAAGAGCGGAGGAUAAAAGACACCACGGUGCGGCUGGUUGACUUUGGCAGUGCCACCUUUGACCACGAGCACCACUCUGCAGUCAUUUCUACACGCCACUACCGAGCCCCAGAGGUCAUUUUGGAGUUGGGCUGGAGCCACCCGUGUGACGUCUGGAGCAUCGGCUGCAUCCUGUUCGAAUACUACGAAGGCUUCACGCUGUUCCAGACUCAUGACAAUAAAGAACAUCUGGCUAUGAUGGAGAUUAUACAGGGACCAAUUCCGCAGAGAAUGAUUCAAAAGAGCAGGCAGAUGUAUUUCCACCACGGCCGACUAGACUGGAAUGAGUGCUCCAAGGCUGGACGCUUUGUUAAAUCCAAGUGUAAGCCGUUGAGGAAGUACUUGUUAUCUUAUGGCAGAGAGCACCACCAUUUAUUUGACCUCUUGGACGGGAUGCUGGAGUACGAGCCCUUGAAACGCAUCUCUUUUCCUUCUCUUCUGAAUCAUCCCUUCUUCCUCUACAUCAGUCCCGGAAAACCUCAAUCCUGGCGGAACAGCUGGGACGCGGGUAAAUGACCCCGUGUGGAUCGUACGAGAGUCCUUGCAAGUUAAAUCAGGACAAACUGAUGCUUUAAGGAGAAGUCUUUGCUAAAUGGUGCUAUAAAGUUUGACAGAAAAAUUACAAAUUGCCAAAAUCCUGAGUCGACUGAGUCGAUGGUGGAAACAUUCAAUCCCAAAACAAUUGAUGGAAUGUUUUUGUCUCUAUUUUUGUACUUUAUGAGUUCCUUGUUCAUGUUUACGUUACAUAAACAUGCAAAAAUCUUACAGUUAAGUCUUAAAUGUCCUGCAUGUUAAAACAAGCGCAGGCUGACUUGAAAAGAGCAAACUGUUGCUGCUGUAUUAGAUAUGAAGUUCAAUCGAGUAAUCAGUGGCGGAGCUUGAUAUGUGCAACAUGUGCGGCCGAACAGGGCGGCAGUCUGCAGGGGG
Nothobranchius furzeri (turquoise killifish) is the source of this 1956-nucleotide messenger RNA. It is a transcript of the gene clk2b, whose product is annotated as CDC-like kinase 2b. The record is from RefSeq and is a predicted model, not a curated record. Lineage: Eukaryota; Metazoa; Chordata; Actinopteri; Cyprinodontiformes; Nothobranchiidae. Gene Ontology annotation, biological process: regulation of RNA splicing; peptidyl-tyrosine phosphorylation. Gene Ontology annotation, cellular component: nucleus. Gene Ontology annotation, molecular function: protein tyrosine kinase activity; protein serine/threonine kinase activity; ATP binding.